Molecule: messenger RNA, 1902 nt
Organism: Fomitopsis serialis
Lineage: Eukaryota; Fungi; Basidiomycota; Agaricomycetes; Polyporales; Fomitopsidaceae
Exons: 1
Coding region: 165-1763 (532 amino acids)
Source: RefSeq, a predicted model, not a curated record
ACUUACGACCGUUUACGUCCAUGAUCAGACCCGAAUGCGCAAACUGCGUGAGUCCGAGUUUCACGUCCGAGAAGAGACAGCGCUAAUCAGCUCGCCAUUAGGCUCCCGGAGAUGGGCAGACGCGCUCAGUCAACAGCGGCGUUGUGCUGGGCGUUUUGGGCGGGAUGGCGCUGAUCGCUCUGCUCGUGGUCGUUGUCGUUCCCGUUGCGCGGCGCCAAGGGCGGAGGCGCAGGCGUAUGGGCGGCCGGGAGGACGUGGAGAGUGGAAUACUUCCUUCUCGGCGAUCAUCUUCCCGUCAUCAAAAGAUGCAGCAGCUCGAGAUCCCAGCCGGUCCGGACGUGCUCCUGCCCCUCAUCGAUCCAGUGUCGACCAUAAGCUGGUCAGAUCUCCGCUCGAAGAACACAAGCGUUGAUUCACUUCAAGAGGCCGGCCUAUACUCCUUCCGCACCGACGCCGCCACCACCUCGCACCCCGGCCUCGACGACCCGGACAUGGACCGCGGCGACACGGGACGGCAACAGGAGGUCGACGACGCCCAAAUGUCAGCGGGGGCGUUGAAACUCAGUCCGACGCCCCCGGGGCUCCCGUCCAAGAUUGGCGCCAGCACAGCUCCUGGAGGAGGGUCGUACUCAUCUAUGCCCGCAACCAGCUCGGACGCUGCCCUCCAUGUUGGCAUGUACCCCCUCAGCCCCGUCUCGCCCGUCUUCACCAUGUCCAGGGGUGCGAGCCGUUCCCGGCCGGGCACCGCGCGCACAGGCAUGGAGCCCCUCAUCGAGGAUGGCACCCCCAGCGCCGGUCCGCCCCCAUUGCGGCAACUACCAUCGCCGCCGUCCUCGCCUGAUCAAUACGAACCAAACUUCCGCGGCAGCACAACCAGACGACGCCCGAGCGUCACCGCCAGUCAUACCGCGCCCUCUGCCAUCACCUAUCGCCCCCGCUCGUCGACGACGACGGCCGUCCCGCUCACCGCCGCCUUCCAGACCAGCCUCCUCUCGGGCACGCAGUCCGCGCAUGCGUCCGCGAGCACGCACCGAUACCCCUCCUUGGCCGUCCCUGCGUCCCGCUCGCGUGCGAGCUCCGUCUCUCUCGCCCCGAUACCCGACCUCUCGCCCACGGAGCGACCGGCCGACGCUGCCCGCCGCAUGAGCAUGACCACGACCGAGCUGCGCCACCGCCACCCCUCGUCCGCCACAGCCACCCAGGGCAGUACUCACCCCACGUCGCACGGGACCGCGACGCGAUCCGGCACGCCCAGCCACGGCGCGACGCACGCGAGCGUGCAGCCACGCAUCCCAGAGUACGGCGAGGCGGGCCCGUCGACGUGGCAGCGCCGGAGGAGCAUGCAGCUCGAGCGCAGCCCGCCGCCGUUCACGGGCUCGCCGUCCCCGCUCUCGCCCCCGCCCUCCGCGCGCCCCAUCCGGCCGCUCCCCGUCCCCGGCGCGCCCGCCGGCGCACGGCCACACUCGCAGUCGCAGUCACACACCCAGCACGAGGCCCAGUCGCACCAGCACCUCCCCCCGAUCGUCAGGAAGCGCGACAGCCCCGCGCUCCGGCCGCUCCCCGCGUCGCCGUUCGUGCACGCGGGCGCGGUCAGCCGGCAGUCGAGCCUCAGCGCGUCGACGCGCACACGGUCGAGCAGCGUGAUGAGCGAGCGGUCCAUGCCUCGCCAGCUUCCCCCACUCGCCCCGCUGCCCCCGCUCGAGUUUGGUGCGGAGUUUGUGCCGGACGGGGAUGCGAGGAGCGUGCGAUCGCGGGGGAAGUGAUGCAUCGUGGGGGCGACGAGAAGGGCUUGGCGGGCCCGACGGGGAUGGGGGAAGGAAGGAAGGAGGAAGAUCACUCUCACGCUGUGCGAUUGCUGCUGCUUACUUUGACUUGCUAUGAUUGAGAUGGGACCUCGUGGAC